This is a messenger RNA of Priapulus caudatus, 2018 nucleotides long. Its product is annotated as protein SRC2 homolog. The record is from RefSeq and is a predicted model, not a curated record. The coding region runs from base 158 to 991 and encodes 277 amino acids. The transcript has 5 exons. NCBI's taxonomy places the organism in Eukaryota, Metazoa, Priapulida, Priapulimorpha, Priapulimorphida, Priapulidae.
GCGUAAACGCAUCACCAACCCGGACCGUACUACCGCUCGUUUAAUAGCAGAAAAGUGGUGUGCGAUUAUUGGUCACUUGUAAGAGUAUUCGGAGUUGCCCGGGAAAAUCCGGGAAAACGGAGGUUUGCUUACUUGCUAAGUUGGUUUCUCGGUCGCAAUGAAGAGUAUGCAUGUCUUCCGGUCAGUUCUGUGUCUGACGUUGUUCAGUCAGGUAUUUGGGUCAUAUUAUGGCUCCGUGCCCGGCUACGGACUAGGUGGUUACGACUACGCGCACGUCUACCAACCAAGAGGAUACGUCAAAUCAUUCAACACCGGAUUUAUCGAAGAGUUCGGCAACGAUAACCGAUAUUACAAUCGCGACCGCGGCCACGAAGCCAAAGCUUACGCCGUCAAUCAAAACACCGGAUACGGAGCCGGAAGUGGAAAGGAUUACACCAAGAAAGGCCACGCCCAUCGCGAUCUCGCGUACAACCAGAAUGCAGGCAACUAUGCUCUAACCGACAAGACGUACGGACAGAAGGGACGGGGCACGGGUGUCAACUAUUCGGCGUUGGGCGGAGGUUACCAACCCGGGUAUGCUGCUCGACCGGUGGCGUAUGCAGCGCCGGCUGGUGGCUACGCACCGCAACACGCGGGCAACUACGCUGAACAGGCGUACGCACCGCAGGCAAGAGCGGGGUAUGCCACCCAGGCGUACGCACCGCAGGCAAGAGCGGGGUAUGCCACCCAGGCGUACGCACCGCAGGCAAGAGCGGGAUAUGCUUCCCAAGGAUACGCACCGCAAGCAAGAGCGGGAUAUGCUACCCAAGCAUACGCACCGCAAGCAAGAGCAGGGUACGCCCCACAGGCGUACGCACCACCGACUAGAGCAGGGUACGCCGCACAAGGAUACGCACCUCAGGCCAGAACAGGUUACGCCAGCCAAGCGUACGCACCACAAGCAAGAGGCGGCUAUGCUACCCAAGGAUACGCGCCACAAACCUACGCGUAAGCGAGUCCACGACGGGCGCUACGUGUAUGUUUAAUGCUAAAUACCAAAUACCUGGAUAGCCAAGCUGCGAAUGUAUAGCCAGGGACUGUUAAUACGUGCUAGCGGGAUGAUAGGGCGUGUUCCUCGGAGAUUGUAGGACAUUUAGAGACUAGACUGAACAAGACUUGUUGUUAUGUUAUGUGGGGGGACCAUUGUAAUUUUUGUACACGUCACACAUCACAACUGUCAACGUACAAGUGUAAAUUGACCAUAGCACGUUUCUAUGAGAAUAUUUUUGUAAGACUAAAUUGAUAUUUUUACGCAAAAGGGUAAUUAGAAAUAGCAGUAAACACAUCCUCAAACCCUCAGGCGAUAGGAUCUUUAUUAAUUGUGGGUAAUUUGAAUUAUUUUGCACUCCAAAAUUGCUAGCUAUACGAACUAUCGCGCGCAAGGCACAACUGAUUGUGUACAACGAAAUUAUACGGUCGAAAUUGGAAGUUUAUAUUACGCAGCAAUUUAACAAUGUGGUCCAAAACAACAUUUUCGUACUAUACACGGUGUCAUGGCCAUUUUAAACGCGCUUAGUUGUAUAUAGUGCUGCCGAAAUGAUUGUUAGUGUAUCGUGAUUGUUAUUUUCGCCUGCUCUGCUAGUUUUUGUAACACAGACGCGAUCCUUAUCUGCGAAAGUGUCGCUCGUAUAGAAUUUUAAUGAUGGCGACUAUGUUAUAAGAAGUGUUAGCUUCGUUAUAAGAACGUUAUAAGAACACUAAAUAGUCAUCACGUGUCUAUUAGGAUACAAAGCACGCAGCGAAAAGUUGUUAAUAAGUAGUUUUAGUUUUAGUUUUCGUUUAUAGUUAUUUGUUGUUGAUUUUCUAUAGAUAACGUCUCUUUAUUAUUUAUUCGUAAUUUAUUCGAUUAUCAAUCGAUUAUUCAAUUCAAUUCGAUUAUCUUCGAUGAUCGCCAUUUAUUCGAUUAUCAUCGUCUCUUUCUCAUAUAACAAACUGCUAACAAAAUGAGACGGGUGGAUAUAUUAAAUACUUUGUUGGUA